AUGGCUUCUGCCGCCAACAUCUACGCUAGUAAUGUUCGUACGAACUCGCAUGGUGGGUCUCAGUAUGAUGGCACGCCCGAUCCAGGUCAGCAGGGCAAGGAUCCUGCUGCUCAUCAGCGUACCUAUCAGGCUUGCAUUCCAUGCAGAAACCGCAAAGUCCGUUGCGAUCUAGGAUCUGUCGACAACCCCAGCGAUCCGCCAUGUCUACGCUGCAAGAGGGAGUCGAAGGAGUGCUACUUCUCCUCGACUCGUCGCAAGAAGAAGAAGAGUGGUAUCGGUGAUGGUGCCGAAGACUCGGACGAGGAAGUCCCCGAAGCCAAGCAUACUAGGAAGAGAGCAAGGCAAUCUCCAGAUCGUGUCGAUGAAGAAGAAGCUGAGGAGGAGCCACGUACGCCGGGUGGUUCACUUGGUAGACGCCAACCACUUCGUCGCCCACACCCACAGAAGCCUGUACAGUACACUGAGGAGGAUCAUCAAGCUAGUGAGCAUGCGGCCGCUAUGUUGCAGAGCUCGGAGGUGCAUGGUGGGCACGAUGCCCUGAAAGUGCUCUAUCAUGUCGCCUACAAUGCACUCCCUCGCGACCGCAACAACAGCGGUGGAUCACUUGAGCGCCCUAGCUUCAAUAGCACUUCGCCUUUGCUGCCAGCAGGCAUGAUCAGCCCACGCUCGAUCAAGCACGGCAACGGCAACUCGACAGAUGCUACUUCUUCGCGGACUCCUCUUGCUGCUCAAGCCGCAUCUCGAGGCAGGCACAAUACCAACACAUCACACCCCAGCUUCAAAGAGACCACGACUAUUGAUCGCAAUGCGAUCGCGGACUCGCUCAAAGCAUGGUCAAGAUUCCGCUUCGUUCGCGAAGGCUGGUUUACGGCGCAAGAGGCGAUCGACUACAUCCAGUACUUCUACAAGUACCUUGCGCCUCUGACGCCGGUCGCCCUCCCAACAUUCAGUCCUCACAGCGCGCACGAGCGAAUGCUCACCCAAGAACCGAUGCUCACGAUCACUAUCCUCCUGAUCGCCUCUCGUCACAUGAAGCUUUCCGGCCCAGGCUCCAUCAGCCGUCCAUACGAGAUACACAAGCGGCUGUGGAGCUACUUGCAAGGUAUGAUCAAUCGUGUGGUUUGGGGUCAGGAGCAAUUCGGUGGUGGCUAUUGUGGUGCUGGUAGUACGCCUGCUGGUAGUGUGCCAGCUAGUGACAUGAACCCGCUUGCUCGCAAGGGUCUCAGGACGUUGGGUACCGUCGAGUCUCUUGUGCUUCUGACGGAAUGGCACCCUCGUAUGAUGCACUUCCCACCGGACGAGGCAGAUGCUGAGCUUAUGCUGCCUGACGAGCCUGUCAGCACGCCGGUCAUGAUUGAUGAGGACGAUGUGCCUAAGGGCAUCGGUGGUCAGCGCAUGGACACUUGGCUCGAGCCCGUCUGGCGCUCCGAUCGUAUGUGCUGGAUGCUUCUCGGCAUGGCCAUGUCCCUCGCAUUCGAAGUGGGGGUGUUCGAUGCUUCAGACUGGCAGAGGCACGCUCGCACUAUCGAGGGCCAGCCGCUCUCGCCUGGUGAUCUGCAGACAUACGACAAGCGCCGUGGUAGUGUUAGGGACUUGCUUCUCGUCUACGUCACCCAGACGAGUGGUAGGCUCGGCCUGACUACUGUGCUGCCGACCAAUUACAGCAAGCCCGAAGACAGCAACAUCUUCGACCGUAAGUACGUUCACCAUGCCAGUCAGCAGGAGACGAUCAUGCACUUCUGGCUUCGCAUGGCUGCUAUCAUCCGCGAAGGCAACUCCAGCAUCUUCGCCAACAAGACCUUCACGCGAGACCUCAUCAAGAAUGGCGAGUAUGGCAAGGCUAUACAGCAGCUCUCGGCCAAGCUGAACGAGUGGCGUCAAGACUUCGAGAGGUGUCUCACCAUUCCGAAGCAUAUGCGUGCUAUACUCAUGAUCGAGUACGAGUACUGCCGUGUCUACACUAAUGCGCUUGCACUUCAGGCUGUCGCUGAGCGCUGUGCCAACGAGCAGCCUCUCAAUGUGUUUGAGAAUCCUGCCGUCGAGAUCGUGCGCGAAAAUCAGAAUAUCACUACCAACGGCUUAAGGAGUGAUGCGCCUAUCUCGCCACAUGCCCUUGCCAAAUGGCUUGGUGGCGACCGGACUUACAUGCUUGAAGUCGGUGACGCUGCUCGGAACCUGCUCAAGAUUGUGGUCGAGGAUCUCUACCCUGAGGAGUAUCUGCGCCACGCUCCCGUCCGCACUUACUUCCGCAUCAUCAGUGUCGCCAUCAUCCUCCUCAAAUCUUUCUCUCUCGGCGCCAGCGAGAGCGAUGUGGCUGACUCCCUCAAUCUCAUGGACCGCACUAUCGAUGCCUUGCAGACAUGCAUCGUGGAUGAUGUGCACGUCGCUAGCCGCUUCGCCGAAUUACUCAGUCGUCUCAGCGAGAGCCUCAAACCACGCCUUGUGCGCAUCACAGCCGAUGGUCGCGUCAAUCGCAGCACUCGUGCCAGCAUGCCUGGCACACCAGUCCCCAUGUCCAUGCCCGGCAAUGACAUGCACAGCCGUGCCUACGUGCAGCAGAUGCAGCAAGCCAUGGCGGGUGCUACUAUGGCGAUGCCACAGCAGCAACAGCAACAGCAUCAACAGUGGACCUAUGGCAACACCGCUUUCGAUAACACUGUCAACAAUGGCUACAACAAUCCACUCCUUGGCAUCUCCUCCGAUGCCUACGACCUGACCGGCAACGACUUCUCCGUUAUGCCACCACCCACGUACAUGCAAUCUCCAACCAACACUCACGGCCUGAACGGUACAAAUGGCGCUCAGACUACCGGUGGAGGCGCUUACGACCCUGUCUACGGCACUAAUACUUACGGCGGCGGCGUCACAGCACCAGAAGAUUGGUUGACUCUGCCUCUGGAUGGUCUAUUUGGUAGCAAUGGAGCUGUGAUUGAGCAGACUAUGUGGGGCCCUCAGAUUGGCGAUCAUGAUAUGCUCGAAGUCCUGCUUAAUGGGCAGAUUGGCGGGAACGGGUUUGGUGCUUAG
This is a messenger RNA of Recurvomyces mirabilis, 3024 nucleotides long. It is a transcript of the gene ARO80, whose product is annotated as zinc finger transcriptional activator. The record is from RefSeq and is a predicted model, not a curated record. The coding region runs from base 1 to 3024 and encodes 1007 amino acids. NCBI's taxonomy places the organism in Eukaryota, Fungi, Ascomycota, Dothideomycetes, Mycosphaerellales, Teratosphaeriaceae. Gene Ontology annotation, biological process: positive regulation of transcription by RNA polymerase II; aromatic amino acid catabolic process. Gene Ontology annotation, molecular function: zinc ion binding; DNA-binding transcription factor activity, RNA polymerase II-specific. Gene Ontology annotation, cellular component: nucleus. The transcript is spliced from 2 exons.